AUGGAUGAUAUCGAGGAGCGGCUGCGCAGCCAUGCGCAAUCAUUCGAUGGUCUGCUUUCCUUGAUCCCCGCCAAAUACUACUACGGCGACGACAACAGUGAUCAAUGGCAACGGAAAAAACAGACCAAAGAGCAAGCUCGCGAGGCUAAGCGUGCAAAGCUGGACCCUGAGUCUGGCAAGACCGCCAAAGAUGUGAUGGAUGAGAACGCUCGCAAGCGCAAGCGAGAGGACGGUACCCUCGAGUCCGAUUCGUCCGACGGAGAACUCGGCUCCGAAAUUCCCAGAGAGGGACUGACCCGAGGCGAGAAGACCAAGAAGCAAAAGCAGCAAGACAAGGAGAAGUCGGAUGCCGCCAACAAGAACAAGAAGUCAGAGGAAGCGGAGGCUCGCAGAAAACUGAAGGAAGAGAAGAAGGAGAAGAAAAAGGUCGCCCAAAAGGAAAAGAAGAAGGCCAAGGACACCGCGAGGAAGGAAAAGGUUCAAAACGAGAAGCAGACAGAGACCCCUGCCGAGACUUCUGAAAAGCCUGCUCCCAAGGCAAAUAACACUGCUGCUGAAGCCAAGGAAGAUUCUGACGACGAGGACGAGGAUGAAGUCGAGGGCGUUCCCGAGGAAGGAUUUUCCGUCGAAUUCGACGACCAGCCCGAGGACCCUUCCUCCGCCUCUUCCAUUCGCAAUUCUCCUGAUGCCUCGAACCCCCAGUCAGGCAGCUCCUCUAUAUCCUCCAUUGUCCCUCCCUCCGCCACAGAUGCCAAGUCCUCCGAGCCCAAGGCUCUCAAGCCCACGCCAGAAGAUCUCAAGCAGCGCCUGCAAAAGCGUCUUGAUGAACUUCGUGCAAAACGUCAGGCCGAUGGCCUUAACGGCAAGCCCGCACGUAAUCGCCAAGAGUUGAUCGAAGCGCGUCGGCAAAAAGCCGAGCAGCGGAAAGCACACAAGAAGGAGUUGCGUCAAAAGGCCAAGGAGGAAGAACAGCGUGAGAAGGAUGAAGCCAUGACCCGCCGCUUCUCGCCCGGUGGCUCAGGAUCCCUCCUGGCCUCGCCUCGCUCCCCUGCCGAGUCGGUUGGCUCUUCAAGCAACAACUUCUCCUUUGGUCGUGUUGUCUUUGCCGAUGGCCAGCACACCGAUGCCAGCCUUACAACUGUCCGUGACGCCCCGCAGAAACACGGUGCCACCGAUGCCGCUGCCCAGCUCAAGGCUGCCGAGGCCAAGAAGGCUCGUCUCGCCAGCAUGGACCCCGAGAAGCGUGCCGAACUCGAGGAGAAAGACCGCUGGCUGAACGCCAAGAAGCGUGCUCACGGUGAGCGCGUCCGUGACGACACCUCUCUUCUGAAGAAGGCUCUCAAGCGCAAAGAGACCGCGAAGAAGAAGUCUGAGCGUGAAUGGAAAGACCGCAUUGAGACCGUCUCUCGCAUGAAGGACCAGCGCGCGACCAAGCGUGAAGAGAACCUUCGCAAGCGCCGCGAAGAGAAAGGCAAUAAGGGCAACAAGAGCAAGAAGCCUUCCGGAGGUGGCAAGAAGAAGGCGGCCAGACCUGGCUUUGAGGGAAGCUUCAAGCCCAAGACUGGCGGCAAGAAGAAAUAA
This is a messenger RNA of Penicillium maclennaniae, 1581 nucleotides long. Its product is annotated as putative 60S ribosome biogenesis protein Rrp14. Gene Ontology annotation, biological process: ribosomal large subunit biogenesis; ribosomal small subunit biogenesis. Bases 1 to 1581 code for a protein of 526 amino acids. Lineage: Eukaryota; Fungi; Ascomycota; Eurotiomycetes; Eurotiales; Aspergillaceae. The record is from RefSeq and is a predicted model, not a curated record. Gene Ontology annotation, cellular component: nucleolus. Gene Ontology annotation, molecular function: DNA binding; RNA binding. The transcript is spliced from 3 exons.